Messenger RNA from Solanum tuberosum (potato), 912 nucleotides. RefSeq names its product N-acetyltransferase 9-like protein. The transcript is spliced from 6 exons. Lineage: Eukaryota; Viridiplantae; Streptophyta; Magnoliopsida; Solanales; Solanaceae. Gene Ontology annotation, molecular function: N-acetyltransferase activity. Bases 24 to 632 code for a protein of 202 amino acids. The record is from RefSeq and is a predicted model, not a curated record.
UAGCUUAAACUUUAAGCCGACUGAUGGGAUUUUACAGAGAGAAAAUGAAGGUGAGCGUGGAAGGGGAGAAGGUGAUACUGGUUCCCUACAUGAGAGAGCAUGUGCAAAAGUACCAUGAAUGGAUGCAAGAUCCUCUUCUCCUUCAAGCAACUGGUUCUGAACCACUUACCCUUGAGCAAGAAUAUGAAAUGCAACUUUCUUGGACCCAAGACCCUUUAAAGCAGACUUUUAUCGUGUUGGACAGGGAACUAAUUGUUGGAAACUUCACUCACGGAGAACCUCAUGUUGAAGCCAUGGUUGGUGAUGUGAACAUAUACAUGAAUGACUUGGAUGAUCCCCAAAUGGCUGAAGUCGAGAUUAUGAUAGCUGAACCGAAAAGUCGUGGCAAAGGACUUGGCAAAGAAUCUGUUCUCGUGAUGAUGACAUUUGCAGUUGAUAAUUUCAAGAUACAUACCUUCCGUGUCAAAAUUGGAGAAUUAAAUCAGGCCUCUCUCAGCCUAUUCCAAAAAUUGGGUUUCAAUGAGACCUCUUACAGUAAAAUAUUCAAUGAGAUGACCUUGGAGUUGCCAAUGACCGAGUCAAAGAUUUUUGAGCUGCGUCAAUUAGUUGGCAAUAUGGUUACACAUUCAUAGCACCUGAAGACACAUUGUGUAUGCUGAUGACCGAGUCAAUGUGAGGUGAGCUGCAUGGUUAUUGUUCAUAUUCCCCGGUUAGACCAUUCCCUUCAGCCUGGAGGGUAUUGAGUAUAUUAUUUUGGUGAUUAGUUUUAUCCAGCGACUGUUGAAUCAAAGCUUGCGACUCUUCUAUUGAUUUUUCACUAAUUAAUCUGUUCCAGACACUUGAAGGAAUUUUCAAAUUGGCGUUUUGUUCUUUUCCUCGUUAUAUUACAUUGUAAGAUCACCUUGAUAUAUA